Molecule: messenger RNA, 1395 nt
Organism: Arabidopsis thaliana (thale cress)
Lineage: Eukaryota; Viridiplantae; Streptophyta; Magnoliopsida; Brassicales; Brassicaceae
Product: UDP-Glycosyltransferase superfamily protein
Exons: 3
Coding region: 1-1395 (464 amino acids)
Molecular function (GO): UDP-glycosyltransferase activity
Source: RefSeq, marked reviewed
AUGGAUAAUAACUCAAAUAAAAGAAUGGGAAGGCCACAUGUUGUGGUCAUACCUUACCCUGCACAAGGUCAUGUUCUUCCUCUAAUAAGUUUCUCACGUUACCUUGCGAAACAAGGAAUCCAAAUUACAUUCAUAAACACCGAGUUUAACCAUAACCGCAUCAUCAGUUCCUUACCCAAUUCACCUCAUGAAGAUUAUGUUGGGGAUCAGAUCAAUCUUGUUUCAAUCCCUGACGGUUUAGAAGAUUCACCAGAAGAGAGGAACAUUCCAGGGAAGUUGUCGGAGUCUGUUUUGCGUUUUAUGCCUAAAAAAGUAGAGGAAUUGAUCGAGAGGAUGAUGGCAGAAACUAGCGGUGGUACGAUCAUUAGCUGCGUUGUAGCGGAUCAGAGCUUGGGAUGGGCAAUUGAAGUUGCAGCUAAGUUUGGGAUCAGACGCACCGCGUUUUGUCCUGCUGCAGCUGCGUCUAUGGUUCUUGGAUUUAGUAUUCAAAAACUUAUCGAUGAUGGUCUCAUAGAUUCUGAUGGGACUGUGAGAGUAAAUAAGACAAUUCAACUAUCUCCCGGGAUGCCAAAGAUGGAAACAGACAAGUUUGUGUGGGUUUGUCUGAAGAACAAAGAAUCUCAGAAAAACAUAUUCCAACUUAUGCUUCAAAACAAUAACUCGAUCGAGUCAACGGAUUGGUUGUUGUGUAACUCUGUCCAUGAACUUGAAACUGCAGCAUUUGGAUUGGGCCCGAAUAUAGUACCAAUUGGGCCCAUUGGUUGGGCUCAUAGUCUUGAAGAGGGAUCCACGUCACUAGGAAGCUUUUUACCUCAUGACCGGGAUUGUCUAGAUUGGUUGGACCGGCAGAUUCCCGGUUCGGUUAUAUAUGUUGCCUUUGGGAGUUUUGGGGUCAUGGGCAACCCUCAGUUAGAAGAGCUAGCAAUUGGUCUAGAGCUUACCAAGAGGCCAGUUUUGUGGGUCACUGGUGAUCAACAACCAAUCAAACUUGGGUCGGAUCGAGUCAAAGUGGUGAGAUGGGCUCCACAACGGGAGGUCCUUUCUUCUGGAGCCAUUGGGUGUUUUGUGAGCCAUUGUGGAUGGAAUUCAACUCUGGAAGGAGCCCAAAAUGGCAUACCAUUUCUAUGCAUCCCUUAUUUUGCAGACCAAUUUAUCAACAAAGCAUAUAUAUGCGAUGUGUGGAAGAUUGGAUUAGGACUUGAAAGAGACGCACGAGGAGUGGUUCCGAGGUUAGAGGUUAAGAAGAAGAUCGAUGAGAUCAUGAGAGACGGUGGAGAGUAUGAAGAACGAGCUAUGAAGGUUAAAGAGAUUGUGAUGAAAAGUGUUGCAAAAGAUGGAAUAUCUUGUGAGAAUCUUAAUAAAUUUGUCAACUGGAUCAAAUCACAAGUGAAUUGA